Molecule: messenger RNA, 2044 nt
Organism: Castor canadensis (American beaver)
Lineage: Eukaryota; Metazoa; Chordata; Mammalia; Rodentia; Castoridae
Source: RefSeq, a predicted model, not a curated record
AUGGGCUCAAGCUGCAGAUGACCUUCAAAUAACAUAUGAAAAUUUAACUGGUGAUGUCUUAGUGUCAGCAGGAGUAAUAGCCUACCUUGGUGCUUUCACAUCUGGCUUUCGACAAACAUGUACAAAGAUUGGAGCAUGUUGUGAGAAAAAAAUUCCAUGUUCAGAGGUCCUGUUGAGUAGGACGCUGGGCGAUCCAGUAAAUCAGAGUUGGAAUAUCGCUGGGUUACCAACAGACACAUUCUCUGUAGAUAAUGGAGUAAUUGUUAAUAACUCUAGGAGAUGGCCUUUAAUGAUUGAUCAGGGUCAAGCCAAUAAGUGGAUCAAAAACUCUGAGAAAGAAAAUCAGCUUAGUGUAAUUAAGCUAUCAGAUUCAGACUAUAUGAGAACAUUGGAAAACUGUAUUCAGUUUGGAAUUCCACUUCUACUAGAAAAUGUUGGCGAAGAACUGGAUCCAUCUUUGGAACCUUUACUACUUAGACAAACUUUUAAACAAGGUGGCAUUGAUUGCAUCAGACUUGGUGAGGUUAUUAUUGAAUAUUCUUUUGAUUUCAAAUUUUAUAUCACCACAAAGCUAAGAAAUCCACACUAUAUGCCAGAGCUGGCUACAAAACUGUCUUUGCUCAAUUUUAUGAUAACUCCAGAAGGACUUGAAGAUCAGUUACUAGGUAUUGUUGUUGCAAAGGAGAGACCAGAAUUAGAAGAGGAACGGAAUGCUCUUAUUCUUCAGUCUGCAGCUAAUAAGAAACAGCUAAAAGAAAUAGAGACAAAAAUUUUAGAAACAUUAUCAUCUUCAGAAGGGAAUAUUUUAGAAGAUGAAAGUGCAAUUAAAGUGUUAGACUCUGCCAAAAUAAUGUCCAAUGAGAUAACAAAGAAACAGCAGAUUGCAGAAAAAACAGAACUUAAAAUAGCAGAGUCUCGAGAAGGCUAUAGACCCAUUGCUAAGCAUUCAUCAGUAUUGUUCUUUAGCAUUGCAGACCUGGCUAACAUUGAUCCCAUGUACCAGUACUCUCUCAUCUGGUUUGUGAACCUUUAUAUCAACUCUAUUCAUGACAGUAAUAAAUCCAAAAUUUUGGAAAAGCGCCUACGAUAUUUAAAUGAUCACUUCACAUACAACUUAUACUGUAACAUAUGCCGAUCACUAUUUGAGAAGGACAAGCUAUUAUUUUCCUUUUUACUAUGUGCUAAUCUUCUUCUGGCAAGGAAAGAGAUUGAAUACCAGGAACUGAUGUUUCUUUUAACGGGAGGAGUGAGCCUUAAGAGUGCUGAGAAAAAUCCUGAUCCAACUUGGCUACAGGAUAAAAGCUGGGAGGAAAUUUGUAGAGCAAGUGAAUUUUCUGCUUUCAAAGGACUCAGAGAGCAUUUUUGUGAACAUAUAAAUGAAUGGCGAGAAAUCUAUGACAGUAAAGAGCCUCAUAAUGUGAAAUUUCCAGAACCAAUGGAUAAGAAUCUAAAUGAACUACAGAAAAUAAUAAUUCUUCGGUGUUUAAGACCUGAUAAGAUAACCCCAGCUAUAACAAAUUAUGUAACUGACAAACUAGGGAAAAAAUUUGUAGAACCUCCACCAUUUGAUUUGACAAAGAGUUACUUGGAUUCAAACUGCACCAUUCCCUUAAUUUUUGUGCUGUCACCAGGAGCAGAUCCUAUGGCCAGCCUGCUGAAGUUUGCAAAUGAUAAAUCUAUGUCUGGAAAUAAGUUUCAAGCCAUUUCACUGGGACAGGGACAAGGACCAAUUGCAACAAAAAUGAUUACAGCAGCAGUAGAAGAAGGAACCUGGGUUUGCCUACAGAAUUGUCACCUUGCUGUCUCUUGGAUGCCCAUGUUGGAAAAAAUAUGUGAGGAUUUUUCCACAGAAAUCUGUAAUUCGUCUUUUAGGCUUUGGCUUACAAGCUAUCCAUCUCCAAAAUUCCCAGUAACAAUUCUACAGAAUGGAGUAAAAAUGACUAAUGAACCUCCUACAGGUCUCCGGCUAAAUCUCCUUCAAUCAUAUCUCACUGAUCCAGUUUCUGAUACUCAGUUUUUCAAGGGAUGCCAGGGAAAAGAACUG